UGCCGCUACCCGUGAGGGAGCCGCCGUCGGGGCCUUGUCGGCCCGACCUCAGGAGUGCUGCUGAUCUGCCAGGGUCAGAAGUGGCCAUCAGCAGGAUGAGCUGUGUGUGGAUGGGCUUCCUGGCCCGAGACUUCUCCCUGGGCUGGAGAACCCUGUAUCAGGUGGCUCCGCAGAGACGUCUCCUGCACGUGGUGGGGAGCCGCCUUGCUCAGGACCCCCCUCAGGCUCCGGACGGCAGCACGGGAAAAGCAGCAGGUGACUCGCAGCUCACCCUCGGGGCCCCCUCAGGGCAGGGCCAGGACGGGGCCGCCAGAGCCCUGGUGCCGUUUGAGGACUUCUUUCAGCGGGCGUCCGGGGGCUUCAAAGACAAGGCAGGCUUCACGCGAGCGGUGGACGUGUUCAACCAGCGGAGCGUGCGCAAGCGGGGCCACGUGGACUUUAUCUACACGGCCCUCGGCAAGAUGAAGGAGUACGGCGUGGAGCGGGACCUGGCCGUCUACAACCUCCUGCUGGAUGUCUUCCCCAAGGAGGUCUUCGUGCCGCGCAAUUUUAUCCAGCGCAUCUUCAACCACUACCCUCGGCAGCAGGAGUGUGGCGUCCAGGUGCUGGAGCAGAUGGAGAACCAUGGAGUCCUGCCCAACAAAGAGACGGAGUUCCUGCUGCUUCAGGUUUUUGGGAGGAAGAGCUACCCGAUGCUCAAAUACCAUCGGAUCAUGUACUGGUUUCCCCGCUUCAAAAACAUCAACCCCUUCCCCCUGCCCAAGCCCCUGCCGCAGGAUCCCGUCGACCUGGCCAGGCUGGGCCUGCAGCGCAUCGCAGCCGACCUGAGUGCCAGAGUCACCGUGUACCAGAUGCCAGAGGCAGCCGAGAGUCCCGCGGGAGCCGGUGUCCUGUUUCGGCCUCAUAUUAUAGGCAUUCAGAGCCCCGAUCAGCAAGCCGCCCUGGCCCGCCACAGCCCCUCGCGGCCCAUCUUCAUCGAAGGACCUUUCCCCCUGUGGCUCAGGGAUAAGUGCGUGUACUACCACAUCCUGAGGGCCGAUCUGGUGGCCGGGGAAAAGGAAGAGGAGGAGCUUGGACCAGAGAGAAACUUCUACUGCCCCAUGCAGCUUGACUUGGAUCUGGACCGAGGACCCUGGGAUGAUAACGAGUUUGAUGUGGAUGAAGUGGAAGAAGGCCCUGUGUUUGCCAUGUGUAUGGCCGGGGCACACGAUCAAGACACCCUCGCCCAGUGGAUCCUGAGACUGCAGGAGACCAACCCAGCCCUGGCCCAGAUCCCUGUGGUGUUCCGGCUCGGCAACCAGCCCCACGAGCUCCAGCUGGCCGGGCAGACAGAGGAGCAGCAACCUCACCCAGAGGAAUUCUUGCAGCAGCAGCAGUCCUGAACCCUGCACUUCAGAGGGAGAAAGUGUCUCGGACUGGAACUAAGUUGAGUGUGCAUAGCUCUUGGGCAGCCAGGAGAGAGGAAGCAGCUUACAGGUGUGUACGUGAGGGCGAUUUAGUCAGUUUGGAGAGGUUUUCCUCUGCUGGAGUUCUUCCCUCCUUCGGGUGAAUACAAUAAAGCUUCCCUCUAAUAGACUGUC
Molecule: messenger RNA, 1580 nt
Organism: Tachyglossus aculeatus (Australian echidna)
Lineage: Eukaryota; Metazoa; Chordata; Mammalia; Monotremata; Tachyglossidae
Gene: ECSIT
Product: ECSIT signaling integrator
Exons: 8
Coding region: 96-1382 (428 amino acids)
Cellular component (GO): mitochondrion
Source: RefSeq, a predicted model, not a curated record